AUACAAAGCCAGCAUCGAAGCCGUUUUUAUUUUUAACAUUUUUCUGGACACCCGGCGAGAGAUGGGAAGCACCAGCACCGCUCUAAUCUCCCAUUUGCAGCUAAACAAAUGCUGCUUCAGACUCCUCGACUCAGCCAGGACUCGGCUCAACCUGAGUUCCGUACGAGUCAGCAGCUCAAAGAGGAAGAAUUCAGCACUUAUUGCUUCGCGGAGCCGGAGAAGGCUCGGUGGCGCUGUUUGUUUUGCUGCCGUCGAUGAUGAUUUGAGGGAAAACCAGCAGGAGUUGAGUACCAGCGGUGGAGUUGGAUCGGCUAUCGAGGAUAGGCCUGACUUGGCUAAUAUCUCAAGAGAAGGAACAUCAGAGAGUUUUGAGCAAGCUGAUGAACAAAGUGCACUAUAUAAUUUUCUUUAUCCUGAUAAAGAGCUCCUCCCUGAUGAUAAAGAAAUGAGUAUAUUUGAUCAUCUUGAAGAGCUUCGGCAGAGGAUAUUUGUGUCAGUUUUGGCAAUUGGAGCAGCUAUCUUGGGAUGCUUUGCAUAUUCUAAAGAACUGAUAAUGAUUCUUGAAGCCCCUGUUAAAGUGCAAGGUGUACGGUUUCUGCAACUGGCACCUGGGGAGUUUUUCUUCACAACUUUAAAGGUAUCAGGAUAUUGUGGCCUUCUUAUAGGCAGCCCGGUUAUUCUCUAUGAGAUCAUAGCCUUUGUUCUUCCAGGGUUAACAAGAGCAGAGAGAAGGUUUCUGGGGCCUAUUGUUUUGGGCUCCUCAGUGCUUUUCUAUGCUGGCAUCAUCUUCUCAUACUUGGUUCUGACUCCAGCAGCCUUAAAUUUCUUUGUUAGUUAUGCUGAAGGGGUUGUGGAAUCUUUGUGGUCCAUUGAUCAAUAUUUCGAGUUUGUACUGGUGCUUAUGUUCAGUACAGGCUUGUCUUUCCAGGUUCCAGUUAUUCAAUUUCUUCUAGGACAAGUUGGAAUAGUCUCAGGAGACCAGAUGCUUUCAAUUUGGAGAUACGUUGUGGUUGGUGCAGUUGUUGCAGCAGCUGUACUUACACCUUCAACAGAUCCUCUUACCCAGAUACUUCUGGCAGCACCUUUAUUGGGUCUUUACUUAGGUGGUGCAUGGGUUGUAAAGCUUACUGGGAGGUGAUUGGCUUGGUCUUCAAUUCAGUUGGGUGGCAACUUGAAGUAGGAGUAUAAAUCUGCCUCCUCAAUCUCCUGUUAAAUUUGUAUAAUCAUUGUAGAAAAAAUUUUUUAGUAUAUGCAAAUUUAUCAUUCUGUAGCCCAGUGAUUCAUAUAUAUUUCAUGGCCAACGUAGGGGUCAAGAUCCUCUCAUGAUAGAAUGAAAUAAAAAGCUAAGA
Molecule: messenger RNA, 1349 nt
Organism: Rubroshorea leprosula
Lineage: Eukaryota; Viridiplantae; Streptophyta; Magnoliopsida; Malvales; Dipterocarpaceae
Source: the annotation of a GenBank genome assembly